AAAUAAUUAAUAAUAAUUAUUGAAGAAGAAUUAAUUUCGAUCGAAGCGAAAAAGAGGAAAAAAAGAAAAAAAGGGAAAAAAGAAGAAGAUGAAAAAAGGGGAAAAAAAAGAAAGACAAAAAAAAUGGAGGGUAAAAGUUCAAUGUCAAAUGUGUAUAAAGAAAAUAACGAAUGAAUUGUUAUCGAUGGAAUUGUUGAUGGAGAUGGAGAUUAAAAUUAAAAAAAGAAAGGAGGUGCUGAAAAAAAUUCCGUCCACCUACUUCUUUUUUUUUUUUCUAGAAAAAAAAAAAAAAGAAAAAGGAUUGUUAGGUUCUGCUAGCCUUGACGAAUUGAUAUAUACUAAAGGAUCAUGGUCAUAAGUGAAAACGUGUACGAACGGACAGGCGCAUUUCAUUCCAACCCCUACCAUCAGAGAUUUCUCGAACAAAUACAGGCUCACCCUGGUUGGGAAGGGAUGUGGCAAAACUCUCAAACUCGUCUGCCAUAGGCAGAACGUACCACCACCAUUCAACGGCAAGUGGAUGCAGGUGGCUAAUUCCUAUGGGAGUAGGGAUUGGAGUAGGGAUAGAGAAACACGAGAUUCCGAAUGUUAUCAAAAUACUCCCACCUAUAUAUUCCUCUGGCACGAUUAAACAGAAGCACUGUAACACCUGUAGACUCAUACUUGUCUGUUAUCGGUGAUAAUCAAGAUUUCAUCGUCUCUUACGAACAAGUUUAAAAGAAAAUCUAUCAUCGUAUCAAAUUAAUCAGAGAUAUGGCGAACGAGGAUAAAAAGAAUAAGAAGAAAAGUGUUAAGAAGGAAAGCGAAAGUGACAUCGAAUUGGCAUAUAUAAAUAACGAAAGGACACAUCAGAAGAAAAUAUGUUUCUUCUGUCAAUAUUCAUUUUUUCUCAAACGUAUCCUAAGAUUGGUGAUAAGGGAAUAUCCAUUAUAUAUGACGAUCUUAUUGAUACGAUUGAAUAUAUUAGACGGAUCUAUAAUAUUGCAUAAAAGAAAGAAAGUGAAUUUUUUGAGAUUGAAUAAAAAUCAAAGUGGAUUUUAUCCGUCGGGAGAGGAUUUGGCAUCUCGCUCGAAAGAAUAUUGGAAGAAACCAGGAAUGAAAAAUAAUCGAAAAAAUGAUCGAAUUGAACGAAAUGAAGAAGUUAAUCGAUUGGAAAGAUUUCGAAGAUAUUUCGUACGUUCGUUAAAUAUAAAUCGACGUAAUGCGAUCAGUGAGAGGUCAAUGAGUAAGGAUAACAAAGACGACUGUGGUAUUAUCGAUUCAUUUUUAUCCAGAUUAGCUGAAAACCUCCAUAUUGAGAGUCAUUCAUUGGAAGGUUGCAUCGAUCACGUUAUAACGAGUUAUAAUGAUAUUCUUUUAGAUAUUAAUUUUCAAAAAUUAACCAGAGAGAGCGCUAAAAGCGAGGAAGUUAUUGAAUAUACGAUAAUUAACAUGUUUUGGCAACCGAAAGCAUUGAAAACAUCUAAAAGGAAAAAUCGACAUGAUAAUACUAAAAAUGAUUUGAAUAAUGAUGAUAGUUGGUUCAAAGCAGUCGAUCGUGGUUGCGUCGUACCAUUUUAUUCGAACAUAUAUACUUCCUAUUUUAAUAAUUCAUCGAUCGAUCGAAUUUCUAAAAAUUUAUUUAACAAAUGCAUACACGAGAUCGAAGAGAAUUCGUUGAAUUAUUUCAGUUGGUACAUCGAUGAAUAUUUUUAUCACGAUAUAGUUUAUCGGCGCAAUACAUUCUCGUACGAGCAAUAUCUUAAUUAUCAAAAAUUACAAAAGAUUUGCAAUCCCAAGGUCACAGUCGAUAAAACCAACCCAUUGGAACUUUGCAUACCAUUUGCACACGUGAUCACGUCAAACUUUUAUUCCCAUCACAAAUACGUUAGAAAUUAUAUGCGUGAUAUACAUUUAUUCUCCAAUUCGAUGAUUCGUAUCGAUAAGGAUAUUCCAUUUAUCGUUAGAUCCCUUAAUCCGUUAACGCGUAUGCAUAUAUUUCAUAUUGUUUAUAAAAAAUACUUUUAUACCAGGCCAACUUAUGAAAAUCUUUUCAAAGGUCUCGUUCUAUUGAAAGACGCGAUGUGCAGAUUGAAAUUGAAGGAUUUGGCUAUGUGCAAGAUUGGUUGUUGCUGCGAACGACUUGAUUUUGAUAAAGUCAUUAGAAUGACAGAAUUUAUUUUUCUCAAUACCAAUAUAAAUGUACGAAUUGGUUUGAAUCUGAUGAAAUGUUGCCAUUUUAAAUCACGUUCAGUGAAAUACGAUCACGACGAAUGUGUCGAUCUUCAUUUGAAAAGGAUCGAUCGAUAUUUCUCUUACGAUACCAAUGACACCUCCAAAACCGACGAAUAUUCGAGCGAUGAGGAUUAAUUUGAAAGAAAAAAAAAAAAUAAAAAAAUAAAAAAACAAAAGAAAAAUAUUUAAAGGAAAUUGUUGUGUCAA
Vespa mandarinia (Asian giant hornet) is the source of this 2421-nucleotide messenger RNA. RefSeq lists its product as uncharacterized. NCBI's taxonomy places the organism in Eukaryota, Metazoa, Arthropoda, Insecta, Hymenoptera, Vespidae. The record is from RefSeq and is a predicted model, not a curated record.